AGCACCAAAAAAUAUUGACACACAACCGUCAUAUGAGAGCUCCUCCUUGCCAUAUAUAAAUUAAAAAGGAAUUGCCACGGAAACCCUUCCUCUCCCUCCUCCCCCUACACCAUUGUUCUCGCGCCUCUUCAGGAUCCAGUAACCCUACCAAAACCCUAGAAACCGCCAUAGCUGUUAGAGGUGAGAGAAGUUGCUGUGAACCUCCCACCAUUUUCCCCUUCUCUCACCUCAUUUUCUACGAUCCAACCUUACACUCACUCAUUCAGUAAUGGCAUCUUCAGUUCAGCAAGCCCCAGCUGGGAUUGUUCCUCCUACUGCUGAUAUUGUCGGUAAUGCCUUUGUUCAUCAGUACUACCUUAUUUUGCAUCAAUCCCCCGAGCUUGUUCACCGGUUUUACCAGGAUAUAAGUAAGCUUGGCCGUCCUGAAGAAAAUGGGGUUAUGAGUACUACAUCCACCAUGCAAGCAAUCAAUGAAAAGAUACUUUCACUUGAUUAUGGAAAACUUAGUGCAGAUAUCACAACUGUGGAUGCUCAAGAUUCUUAUAAUGGGGGAGUCUUUGUCCUUGUAACUGGAUAUUUGACUGGAGAGGACAAUUUGAGGAGAAAAUUUACUCAGAGUUUCUUCCUAGCACCACAAGACAAAGGCUACUUUGUAUUGAAUGAUGUUUUUAGAUAUGUAGAUGAGCCCAUUCAUCAGAAUGAGAACCAGGUUGUGGUUAAUGAUGUUGAUGGUCCACUUGCUCCUGAACACGAAUCUUCUGCUGUGCAGGAGAAUCAUGUUUCUGAACAUGCAACCGCAGUGCCUGAUGAUAUUGAUAAAGAGGAAGUAUACAAUACUGAAAAUGUAGAAGUUUUAGUUGAAGAAGAGGAAGCUCCAGUACCUGUGGCUGUUGAUGAAAUUCCGGAUGACGUGCAGGUGGUGGAUGAAUCUAAUUCUAAAUCUGAAGUGCCAAAGAAAUCAUAUGCCUCAAUUGUUAAGGUUAUGAAGGAGAAUGCUGUACCUUUUUCAGCUCCUAGCCCUUCUCCUGUGAGAUCUGCUGUGCAAAAGAACCCAGAGCAGCAUGUGAAUGUGACAGCUACUCCAGCACCAACCCCAGCAUUGAUUUCCGAGACACUAACUUCCAGUGCAAAUGUUAGCGAAAAUGGAAACAUUCAAGAGGCUGAAGCUGAUGGUUAUUCCAUCUAUAUUAAAGGUCUGCCUGUGAAUGCUACAGUUGCAGUUCUUGAGAAUGAAUUCAAGAAAUUUGGACCCAUUAAAAGUGGUGGUGUACAAGUUAAAAGCCAAAAGGGAUUUUGUUUUGGUUUUGUGGAAUUUGAGGUGGCAAGUGCUGUACAAAGUGCAAUAGAGGCUUCACCCAUUAGUAUCAAUGGACGUCCAGCUGUGGUCGAGGAGAAGAGGUCUACCAAUCGAGGGAAUAAUAGGGGAAGAUUUUCGUCUGCACGGAGUAAUGGAUACAGGAAUGAGGGAACAAGAGGGCGUGGAAGUUAUGGGAGUGGCAGAGGUUAUGGUCGUGGUGGUGACUUUAAUAGCAGGGCUGAAUUUGGAAACAAGAAUAACAACAGGGGAGGAAUGGCAAACCGUGGAGGUGAAGGAUAUCAGAGGGCUGAAAAUGGUGGACGUGUGAAUCGUGCUGGUGGGCUAGGUGUGAAUGCAACAGCCAAAUCUACAGCACCACGAGUGUCAGCUUCUGCUUGAGAAGCUAAGCUUGGAGAGAGGUUGAUUUUUUUUCCUUUUUCUUUUAGAAUUGCGCGGAUUACCAAGUUGUUGGAUAGCAUUCAGAGGGCUGUGUCUGAUCAUUCAUAGAUGAACUACCAGACAUUUUCUUAUAGGAUUUUCUCCCAAUCCUUUUGUCCCUUUUUCAUUUGUUGAUUGGUUUGGGAUGGAUAGCGUUCAAAUUCAUGCUUAGCAUUGCAGUGUUCCCAUCAAGUCUCCCUAUGAAGUUUUGCUCAUUUUGUUCCUUUUUUUUUUUUUUUUUUUUUUUUUCCAAAAUUUUCUUUUGGAAUUACAUUUAGGUCUGUCAAUCGUUAUUUGCAUGGGUAGUGAUACAUUGGUUAGGUUAGUGCUCAUCUUCAGUAUGGAUUUUAUGCUGAAACAAAUCAUCUGUAGUUCUCGUUAUAAUUGAGCAAUUCUAAGUAAAGGAAAUUAUAUUGUCUUGUA
Messenger RNA from Ziziphus jujuba (common jujube), 2158 nucleotides. RefSeq names its product nuclear transport factor 2. The record is from RefSeq and is a predicted model, not a curated record. The coding region runs from base 269 to 1696 and encodes 475 amino acids. The transcript has 10 exons. Gene Ontology annotation, molecular function: mRNA binding. NCBI's taxonomy places the organism in Eukaryota, Viridiplantae, Streptophyta, Magnoliopsida, Rosales, Rhamnaceae. Gene Ontology annotation, cellular component: cytosol; ribonucleoprotein complex.